This is a messenger RNA of Penicillium cinerascens, 2238 nucleotides long. Its product is annotated as DUF2013 domain-containing protein. The record is from RefSeq and is a predicted model, not a curated record. Gene Ontology annotation, biological process: endocytosis; actin cortical patch assembly; actin cortical patch localization. The transcript has 7 exons. Gene Ontology annotation, molecular function: Arp2/3 complex binding. The coding region runs from base 1 to 2238 and encodes 745 amino acids. Lineage: Eukaryota; Fungi; Ascomycota; Eurotiomycetes; Eurotiales; Aspergillaceae. Gene Ontology annotation, cellular component: actin cortical patch.
AUGGAGCCCGAGGUUUCGGAGCCUGAGCAGUUCUGGAAUGAACUCCAAGAAAUCGUCUCCAAGCCGUGCGACUCCGAAGACAGCAUCGACGACGCUCUGCGAGAGUACUUGAGCUUCUCAACCCAGUACAAAGAUGAAUACCUCAGCGCAGACUACGAUAUCUCACGCUGCUCGUAUAAGCUCUUUGCUUCGAGCAUCUUCGCCGCACACGCGGAUUAUGUCCGGAGGCAGAUUAUCUACGGUCUCUUGCAGGAAGAUGAUCCGAAUACCCUCCAUCUGAUCGCGUCGUUUCUGCUCUUCGACGGUCGGCAAAAUGAUGUGGCGCUGCAGAUGAUGAAUGGGGAGGGCGCAUUUGCGCGACUCCUCGAGUUGAUACAGGCGCUGCGGAAGGAGGAGAUGGACGGUGGGCCGGGUCUCCACCGGCUUUUGAUGGACUUGUUAUACGAGAUGUCGAGGAUUCAACGCGUGAAGAUUGAAGAUUUGGUGCUUGUGGAUGACGACUUCAUUCGAUGUCUCUUUGAUAUUAUCGAGGAUCUCUCCUUUGAUGUCACGGAUCCUUAUCACUAUCCUGUGAUUCGAGUUCUGCUGGUGUUGAAUGAACAAUUCAUGAUUUCGGCCCACAAUCCUGUGGAUGAAGAACAAUCUUCAGGCCAGUUGACCAACAAAGUCAUCAAGAUCCUUUCGGCGUAUGGAAGUCUGUACAAAACCUUUGGCGAGAAUAUCAUUCUGCUUAUCAACCGUGAAGCGGAAACCUCGUUGCAACUGCUAACGCUCAAGCUUCUCUAUCUGAUUUUCACUACUCCAAGCACCUAUGAAUACUUCUUUACCAAUGACCUCCAUGUCCUGGUGGAUAUCUUGAUACGGAAUCUUCUUGACUUGCCUGAAGAGGCCGCUGCCUUGCGACAUACCUACCUGCGUGUCCUCUAUCCGCUUCUGGCACAUACACAGCUGCGACAGCCGCCUCAUUAUAAGCGAAAUGAGUUGAGAAGGUUGCUGAACAUCCUCGUUCGAGGCCACGUCUCUUAUGGAAGCGAAUCCGAGCAAGCAAAGAUGCUUCACUUCGAAGAAGUCGAUGAAACCACCCGACGACUUGUUGCCAGAUGUGCGACGGUUGAGUGGUUACGAGAUCCAGAACAACCAGACGAGGCGCCUAGUCAGGAUACUCCCACUCAGGCGGUCACUGCCACGAUUGAUACAGUUCUCGAUCAGACUAUUCAAGAGUCCCCUAUAGAUAUCGGCGAGUCACUCCAAGUAACUCGCACUCUCUCCCGCGGCAGUAGUAUCGGAGACUCCCCUGGUACCGCAUCACCCACAAGAAUAAACUCGAUGGACUCUCGAGGUUCUUCAGAGGCGCCAGUAUCCCGCCGGAAACUCAGCGCCGUGCAGCGGCUCGGCAUGCAUGAACCAGCAUCUGCAUCCACUCUCAGCGUUCAAGCCGUUGCCUCACUGCAUGAGAAACCCGGUAUCAUCACUCCAAGCCGCAAUGACGGCCACACUGACAACGACCUUGCCGCCGACACCCCGAUCAUCCGCGUGCCAAAGGUCAAACCUGAGCCACCCAAAGCUCGACGUUGGCGAGGCCGGCGUCUAGCCGUUGAUGACGAAGAUCAACAACAACAACACUCUGCAGGUACCAGCAGUGACCGCAACACAAUCCCCGAAGGCGUGGAAGUCAGCCCUACGUCCACGCACACGGCCCCGUCACCGUCAUCUACGACACCGUCUUCUCGGGCAGCUCCUGGGGAACGGCGCAAUUCCACCAACACUUCACACCUCGUCCCUCCAGUCCCUGUACACGCCCAUCGUUCCGCAUCAAAUCCGCCCCCAGCUGUUCCUCCACCGCGUCGCUCGGGCCAGACGACGCCUUCGUCCAGCCACCAGCGCCAGACACCACCACCAGCUGGAGCAGGCCCUGGACCAGGGAAGCACGGGCAGAAGCCACUCCCGCCAAAAACACGGCGCUGGGGUCGCGGCAAGCAGCAUUCACAGACCGACUCGAUCGAGAGCGGGACAAGCUGCGGCAGUCUAGCUAAGGAGAACGAAGCAGAGGCCGUGGCCAUGAGCACGCUACCUCCGAGCCAACAACCGCAGCCACCAGAGGACGGCGCACUUUCAGACCCAUUCUCACCAACCUCGCCCACAUCACCCACGCUGCUGGUACCACCGUCCGAUAAGCCCGAGGGUGGGAAUGCACCGGUGAGCGUGGAAGAGGCAGUGCAGAAUGUAUCUCUUCACUAG